AUGUACUCAGACACCCCACCGGACAACAGAUACACUCGGUUUCUAUGCGACGAACCACCCUCGCCUCCCCCCGAGCUCUCACGGGAGGUCGUGACGCGAUUCCGCACCUUGCCUCUCUCCGAACUCAUCUUCCCUGAUCACCUACAACUCCGGGGCCGCGGAACGUGGAAGACGUACAAACGCGCUGUGGAGGCUGUGUUCAAGCUGAAAGGCUUGGAGCGGCACCUGAAGCUGCCGGCGGUCUGCGAGUCCAGCGGGAGCCGGUGGGACGAGGAGGAGAAGUUGUGCCGCGCAAUCAUUUUCCUGAACAUCCACGACAUGGAGCAUCUUUAUCCGAAGGAUCGGGAGCAUAUUGGGUUUUACUGGCAGAGGCUGGCUGCACUUCAUGAAGGACCGGUGGGGGCGAAGUGGGUAAGGGUGAUCUGCACGAAGUUCCUGUCGGUCAUGUUGGGAUUGGCUCUGGCGUCGUUGCUGCUGUUGAUUGCUAACGUCCUUGUCAAGUACGCGAGGAUAUAUAGGAGCGCCAUCAUGGACAGGGUCGCAGUACUUGCAUUCUCUUCCAACAACUACCACAACGCGUGGGCUGAGUCUCCGACUACAUGCCCGACCUCUGACGAGCGCGCGAAGGAGCGCGACGAGUGGCUCCGGAAGGAGGAGCUAUGCAAGGCGAUCAUCACGCUCAACAUCAGGGACUUUCCACGCUUCGGCAUACAGGCAGGCCGGGGGUUCGACGCGAAUACGAUCUGGAGGCGCCUGGUGGAGAUGCACACGAAGAAGCGGCGCUGCUGGGAGGGACUCUUCGCGUGGGUGCGGCCGCUGACGGGGCUGGAGAAGCUGCUCUUGUUCGUCGUGAUGGCUUUGCUGUGGCAUCUGUUCAUGGUGGCCUCAGAGCUCAGAGGGGGUAUGCGGAGGUCGUACUAG
Trametes versicolor FP-101664 SS1 is the source of this 921-nucleotide messenger RNA. RefSeq lists its product as uncharacterized. The transcript is spliced from 3 exons. Bases 1 to 921 code for a protein of 306 amino acids. Lineage: Eukaryota; Fungi; Basidiomycota; Agaricomycetes; Polyporales; Polyporaceae. The record is from RefSeq and is a predicted model, not a curated record.